Anisakis simplex (herring worm) is the source of this 237-nucleotide messenger RNA. NCBI's taxonomy places the organism in Eukaryota, Metazoa, Nematoda, Chromadorea, Rhabditida, Anisakidae. The record is from the annotation of a GenBank genome assembly.
GAUGUGACGAUAUGUUUCAACGAUAAAUCGGGUAGAAAGUUAGGGUUGGGAAUAAAGGAUUGUCAUCAUGCAGUGAUAGUUUCGCGUACGGAUCCAGGUUCUGUGGCGGCCGAGUUGUUGAAAAAAGGCGAUACGAUUACUAACAUUGAAGGUUAUAAAACAACGAAUAAAGACGAUGCUAGAUCGCUACUGCUCAACUCGUUAAAGGUUUUCGUUUUUAAUAUCUCCGUUCGCUAG